Molecule: messenger RNA, 2305 nt
Organism: Salvia miltiorrhiza (redroot sage)
Lineage: Eukaryota; Viridiplantae; Streptophyta; Magnoliopsida; Lamiales; Lamiaceae
Product: zinc finger CCCH domain-containing protein 16
Exons: 9
Coding region: 466-1719 (417 amino acids)
Molecular function (GO): metal ion binding
Source: RefSeq, a predicted model, not a curated record
CAUAAUAGAGUCCAAGAAACCCCAUUCAAUCCUGUCGUAGGCUUUGCUCAUAUCAAGCUUGGCCGCCGCAAACCCAUGAUUCCCAUUCUUUUGAUUACGGAGCCAGUGCAUACAUUCAUAACCCACUAAGAUAUUAUCAGAGAUCAGCCGACCCGGAACGAAGGCGCUUUGCGUCUCAUCAAACACACAGCCCAGAACCCUUCUAAUCCGAUUAGCCAAAGCCUUGGUAACAAUUUUGUAGAUGGUGUUGCAGAGACUAAUAGGGCGGAAGUCACUCACUUUCUUCGGGCCCUUCACCUUUGCAGAUUAAAUUAGCUUGUUUCCUUUCCAAAUCUAAACCGGCAUUAGUGGCGUCACCGUGACGCAACGGAGUUCCUUCACGAUAAACCCUUGCCUUCCUUCGUCUUACAAAGUAUUAAUCCCAUUGGUAAAGAGUGUAUUUUCCCUUAAACCCUAAAUUUGAUCAUGCCUCCUAAGGAAGAAAUCUGUAAGUAUUUUCAGCGUGGCAGCUGUCGGUAUGGCACCCGUUGUAAGUUUCUUCACCGCACGCCACAACAAAGUCAGACCAACCCUUUCGGAUUUGGUGCUCAAACUAGUGGUACUCCAACUCAGCACCCAAAUCCGCAACAGCCGAUACGAAACCCUUUUGGUUUUGGUAAUCAGAACAAUUCUCAUUCAAGAGGGGGUGAUGGCUUUGGAUCCAAACCAAGUCAAGUCAAGCCAUUUGAGAAUAAGUGGAGUCGUUUUUCCAACAUAAAUAAUAGUAGUGCCCCUGCUUCAAGGCAACCUAAUAAUCAGCCUCCAGCGGCUAAUCAUACGUGCACUGAUCCCGAGUCCUGCAAACGGGUGAUACUGGAAGAUCUUGAAAAUGAGAAGCCCCUAUGGAAACUUACCUGUUAUGGUCACAGAAAAGACGGUCCCUGUGACGUUGUCGGUGACGUCAGCUACGAUGAGUUGCGUGCAUUAGCAUAUGAUGAUGCCAAACAUGGAAAAAGCUUAGUGUCCAUUGUUGAGAGAGAGAGGAAUAUGCUUAAUUCCAAGUUAAUUGAGUUUCAGAACCUUGUACAAAAACCUUACACGGUUUCCUCAGCUCCUACUCCAAGCUCUCAGAAUUUGUUUGGUGGAGGCAGUACAAAUGCUCCAGCAGUCAACAAUGGUUUUUCUCCUCAGGUCUCAAGCUUUAGUCAAUUGAGUGGAUCACUAAACACAAGGCCUGCUGCUGCACCCAGUUUUAGCUUUGGUCAAUCAAACGUGUUCCAGAACAAUAGUCAGCCAUCUGGCUUUCAGACAAACAAUUCACCUUUCAACACUUCAGGCACUUUUCCUAGCCAACCUCAACAUUCUAUUCAAAGCUUCUCUUCCUUUGGUACAACAAGCUCCAACAAUGGUGCAAUAAGUGCUCAGCGGAAUCCAUUUUCAACUCCGGUCAGCUUAUCACAGACAGGAAAUGGGGACUAUAAACAGUUAAAUUUGUUCACCAAUGAUCCAAAUUCAGCUUUCAGUGCCAUUGGACAGACCACCACUAGCACCCAGUUGAUCAACAACAUCGCUAAUGUGGAUGGUAGCAUUUGGUCAAAAGCUGAAUGGACUGUCGGCGAGGUAUUAUGCUUUGUAUGCUGGUUGAACCCAUCUAAGGUUUCCUUGCUCUGGAAAGGAUCUUUACUAACAUUUUUAGGGUUGACUAUGGUACGAGAUAUUUGUUGUGGAUAUGAAAAAUAAGAUUGAGUUGGGGUUUGGCAAGUGGCUGUUUACAAUCAUGGUGAACCAGCUAAUGGAUAUAGCUGCACCGGUUAUGAACCCCAUCCUAGAAUUUGGGAGUAAGGUCUCCGUACAGAUAGAUAGUUAAAACAUACAAUUGAGUAUUUGAAGCAUUAGGUGAUCAAACAUGUUUGAUCCAUCAAAAUAAAUGGUAGAUUAGCCUAUAUUGUCUUUAUCUAUCUAAAAGCUCUAAUUUAUAUCUGCAUUUGGAUUUCUAGAUCCCAGAAGAAGAGCCUCCAUCGAUUUACAUUCAGUAGAACUGAUUGAGCGGAGCUUCAUGUCAGAUGUAAACUACAAAAUGGCCUCAGGUAGUUGAUACAAAGUUUCUGCGAGUCGGAUGAUUUGCAUGUGAGGAAAUGUACACCACGAGAAUCCAUCAAAAGCAUAAGUUUUCUGAAAGCAUAUAAAUGCUACUUCAUGUAUAGGAAUCUGGCAUGUCUUGAUGUAUACUGAAUUUGUGAUCAUUUGGAUAUGAACCUGAGAAAUAGGGUUCUUGUAUUAUCGCAUUUUAUCUUUCAUCUCAUAAUAGCAACCGUAUAUUACUCUC